AUGAUUAGGUAUGUGGCUGCAUUGUUGCUUGUGACGGUGGGUUUGGUUGGGGCUCAGCCUGAGGUUCAGUCUAAGAAGAUCAAUAUACGACCGCUAAUUUCCAAGUAUUAUGUUCAUUUGAUUAACGAUCUAAGCAGCCCCGAUAUGACGGUGCACUGCAAGUCGGGCGACGAUGAUUUAGGAUUUCAUCAUUUACAUAAGGGAGAGGAUUUCCAAUUUCACUUUAAGAUUAAUUUUUGGAAAACAACUCUGUUUUGGUGCACAGUGGAAAAGCCAAAUGCAUAUAUCUCUUUCCAAUGCUUUUGGCCGGAGAGGAAGAGCUCAUGGCUACGUGAUAGGUGCAAAGAUGGAGAUGUAGGAAGUUGUAUCUGGAGGAUUAAAGAUGAUGGAAUUUACUUGAGAUUCAAUGCAGCUAAUACCGAAGAAUUGAUUCAUAAAUGGAUCAUUACGAGAUAA
Messenger RNA from Cucurbita moschata (crookneck pumpkin), 456 nucleotides. RefSeq names its product S-protein homolog 5-like. Bases 1 to 456 code for a protein of 151 amino acids. The transcript has a single exon. Lineage: Eukaryota; Viridiplantae; Streptophyta; Magnoliopsida; Cucurbitales; Cucurbitaceae. The record is from RefSeq and is a predicted model, not a curated record.